AUGCAUCCCCUGUCAAAGCCAAUCACUCUCACUCACCACGAUGACCUCAGCCCUCUUCCAGCGCAUCAUCCCCUUCUCACUCCUUUCCCUCAUUUCCAGACAGCCCUUCAACACGCCAAGGCGGAGCCUACCCACCACAGCGACCAGCAACAUUACAACGAAAAGCUCCUUCACACUCACCACACCACCACAUCCGGUACGCUGUCUAUACAGUCUUUGGCGGAGACGGGCGGGAUAGCUGCGGAUAUCACGCGCACCCAUUCGCAGCCAGCAAUCGAUUUUUUCAAACGGGAUACCAGUAGAGUUGAGAGGUUUUUUUCUAAGAUCUCUGGUGUGGAGCGCGGAGAUCAAGUGGACUGUUUAAAUCCACCUGGAGCCCGCCGCGGCAACAGACUGCACCUACAUGAUCAAUCAAAUCGUCCCUCACACCUCAAAUCGGACCAGCGAAACCACAUUUGGCACCACAGACGCCGCGGACAUCGACCUCGCAGAAGCGGAAAAUCGGAAACAGCAGCAUGGGCAGUGCGAAGUAUUGCCUCAGAACGAUGA
Letharia columbiana is the source of this 549-nucleotide messenger RNA. RefSeq lists its product as uncharacterized. The record is from RefSeq and is a predicted model, not a curated record. Bases 1 to 549 code for a protein of 182 amino acids. The transcript has a single exon. Lineage: Eukaryota; Fungi; Ascomycota; Lecanoromycetes; Lecanorales; Parmeliaceae.